Gekko japonicus is the source of this 2858-nucleotide messenger RNA. RefSeq names its product Sp1 transcription factor (gene SP1). Gene Ontology annotation, molecular function: DNA-binding transcription factor activity, RNA polymerase II-specific; RNA polymerase II cis-regulatory region sequence-specific DNA binding. The record is from RefSeq and is a predicted model, not a curated record. Lineage: Eukaryota; Metazoa; Chordata; Lepidosauria; Squamata; Gekkonidae. Bases 228 to 2426 code for a protein of 732 amino acids. The transcript is spliced from 6 exons. Gene Ontology annotation, biological process: regulation of transcription by RNA polymerase II.
UCAAGAAAAUGUGCUCUCUAUUUAACUUGUAUCUCUAAAAGCAAGCAAGCUUUCAAGCUUUACAUUCUAACAGGAAGAAGAAGUGUCUAGUGUGGUGCUUGAGUGAGAGAGUUGGGGCCUGAUGAGACAGAUCAGGCUCAGUAGCUCCACCCAGCACACUGGCUGGCCUUAUUUGCCAUCUUGCAGCCUAAACCACCCUACAUUGGUACCAUGAUAUUUCAGAAGAAAUGGUUAUUGUAAAAACUGAGAAGAUAGAUGAAGGUUGUUGUAGCAAUGACGGAGGAAACUGUGAGGGCCAGGAGUCUCAGCCUUCCCCUCUGGCUCUGCUGGCAGCUACGUGCAGCAGGAUUGAGUCCCCCAAUGAGAAUGCGGACGGCUUGCAGGGACAGCAAGGGGGCUCAAAUGAACUGGACCUUGCUGCAGCUGCAAAUCAGAUGUCCCAGAAUGGCAAUGGCUGGCAAAUAAUUUCCACUCCCUCUGGGACUUCUGAUUCUCCAAAAGACCAAGGGACAAACAGCAACGAUGAGAGCGACUCGUCAUCCAAAAACCGACCCACUGCCACUGGGCAGUACGUGGUCACUACCACCUCCGGUAUGCAGAAUCAGCAAGUCCUGACAAGCUUGUCGGGAGUGAUACCCAAUAUUCAGUAUCAGGUGAUCCCCCAGUUUCAAACUGUGGACGGACAACAGUUGCAGUUUGCCACCACCGCCACCCAAGUCAGUGUUCAGCAGGAUGCCUCUGGCCAGCUGCAGAUCAUCCCUGGGACGAACCAGCAGCUCAUUGCAAACAGGUCAGGGACUGGCAAUAUCUUGGCUGCCAUGCCAAACCUUCUGCAGCAGGCUGUCCCCAUCCAGGGAGUUAAUGCUCUCUCAGGGCAAACUCAGUAUGUCACUAAUGUCCCACUAGCUUUGAACGGCAAUAUCACAUUAUUGCCCGUCAACAGCAUCGCAGCCAGCUUGGCCCCCACUUCUCAGUCAGUUACUCUGAGCAACUCCGGGUCUCAGGAGAGCGGCUCUCAGCCAGUCACUUCUGGUGCCGCCAUCAGUUCCUCCAGCGUAGCUGUUUCCCAGGGCAACUCCGGCUGUUUCUUUACCAAUGCCAACAGCUACAACGCCACCACCACGAGUAAUGUGGGCAUCAUGAAUUUUUCCACCACUGGCACAAUGGGAACAAACAUUCAGGUGCAGACACCUCAGAGGACAAGCGGUGCUCAAAACGCCGAUGCUUUGCAGGUUACCGGAGUUGCAGUCCAGUCAGGUCAGCAGAAAGAUGCUGAUCAGAAUCAGCAGCAGCAGCAGCAGAUCCUGGUGCAGCCUCAGCUUGUGCAAGGAGGACAAGGAGGCCAGACCUUUGCUACCCAAGAUGCCUUGCAGAACUUGCAAAUCCAGACUCUCCCCAAUACCGGUCCAAUCUUUAUUCGAACGCCCACUGUGGGGCCGAACGGGCAGGUCACCUGGCAGACGCUUCAGCUGCAAAAUCUUCAGGUUCAGAACCCACAGGCUCAGACAAUCGCCUUGGCUCCGGUGCAGGGAGUGUCCCUGGGGCAGACAGGGAGCACCAACACAACGCUCACACCGAUUGCUUCUGCCUCUCUGCCAAGUGGCACUGUCACUGUGAAUGCUGCUCAGCUGUCCUCCGUACCAGGCCUCCAGACGAUUAACCUCGGUGCCCUGGGAGCAGCUGGAAUCCAAGUUCAUCAGCUGCAAGGGCUUCCCCUUGCGAUAGCGAAUGCCACAGGUGAUCAUCAUACCCACCUCAACCUUCAUGGCGCUGGUGGUGAUGGGUUGGCUGAUGAUGGCACCAACCUGGAAGAAGGGGAGAACAGUCCAGAUGCCCAGCCGCAGCAAGGCCGAAGGAUGCGCAGGGAAGCGUGCACUUGCCCGUACUGCAAAGAUAAUGAAGGAAGGAGCUCUGGGGAUCCAGGCAAAAAGAAACAGCAUAUCUGUCACAUGCCAGGCUGUGGGAAAGUGUACGGGAAGACGUCUCACUUGCGAGCUCACCUUCGGUGGCAUACCGGGGAGCGGCCCUUUGUGUGCAGCUGGACGUUUUGUGGCAAGCGCUUCACACGCAGCGAUGAGUUGCAGCGACACAAGCGAACCCACACAGGAGAGAAGAAGUUUGCCUGCCCAGAGUGUCCCAAACGCUUCAUGAGGAGCGACCACCUCUCCAAGCACAUCAAGACCCACCAAAACAAGAAGGGAGGUGCACCCAACAGCAUGUCCAUGGAUGUCUCUACCAUCUCCAUGGAUCCGGGCGCAUCUGCGGAAGGCGCUGCCGGGGCAACACCAUCCGCCCUCAUCGCUACCAACAUGGUGGCCAUGGAGGCGAUCUGCCCUGAAAGCAUUGCACGCCUGACCAGCAGUGGCAUUAACGUCAUGCAAGUGGCAGACCUUCAGUCCAUCAACAUCAGCGGCAACGGAUUCUGAGGCAGCGGUGGCUGCACUUUGGAGGCGUUGUGCAAAUGCGGGAUUCUCAAGGUAGCGAUGGGUCCAAGAGAUCAGGUCUUUUCACUGCGCAUGUGGUGGAAGACGGGGGACUCAGCUGCUCCGCCAGCCCUCCAAAUUCCCAGUUUGGUCUCCCAGGAAUGCUACGUGCAGAAUAAGGCCUGCUGCUGUUGAGGGUGGCCCUCAGAUGCCUGGUGUUAUUUACCUGGGGGAUCAGGGAUGGGCCAGAGCUCCUUGACUCAUUUAUAUUGCUCUCAUCCCCCCCCCCCCUUUCUAAAAGUCUCUUCACCCUCCCUACUAGGUACCCCAGAUGCCAUCAUGCCUUGGUUCUAAAUGUAUAUGAUCACUGAAAUACUUUUUAGCAGAAAAAAAUUCUAUAUUAUUAUUAUUAUUGUAAUUAUAUAAAACUAUAAA